AUGAAGCCAUUCCUCCGGGCAAGGCGCGUGCGCGCUCUCCGCGAGCGCGAGCGCUUUGCGCGCGAGAAUGCGCGUGUGCGGCGCCAUCCCUGCGAGGAGCGCGACCGCGUGACGCUCUUCCGGGAGCUCCACAGGAUGAAAUCGAGGGGGCGGGACGAUCCCUUCCACCCCCACGAGUACGCCACCAUCCUGGGCCUCGCGGGCCGCCUGGGCGCCGCUAGGGAGGGCAACCAGAUCCACCGCCAUCUCAUCCACUGCCGGCUGGAGCGCGAGUCCAAGAUCACUGCCCAUGUCAUCCGGAUGUAUGGCCGCUGUGGAUUCCCCCACCGCGCGAUCCGCUGCUUCGACAAUCUCUUCUCCAAGCCCGCGCCGCUGUGGGCCGCCGUGAUCUCGUCGCUCGCCCAGAACGAUCGACUCGAUCACGCCAGGUACUUCUUCCGGAAGAUGCUGCUCCGCCCGUGCCGCCCCGACGAGGAUUGCUACAUCGCUGUUCUUGGCGCCUGCGCUGGAUCGCGGUGCCUGGAGUUUGGGCGAGACAUCCACGCCAAGCUCGGGCUUGCGGGGCUGGACGGUGAUUCUAACGUGUGCAAUGCGGUGAUCGCGAUGUAUGGGCGCUGCGAGGCGCCCCAACUGGCGUUGGAGUUCUUCGAGAGGAUGAAUCGCGCUGGGCAGAGGAACGCGAGCUCGUGGAUCGCACUGAUUGCCGCAUUUGCCGAGAGUGGGAAAAUGCAAGAAGCCGCGCAAUUUGCCCGGCUGCUUCUCCUAGAUGGAUCCCUGCUCUUCAUCGCCAGGAAUUUCGUGUGGAUGCUAUCGCGGUGCGAUCGGCGGAGCGAUCUGUGGCGCGGCGAGGCAAUCCAUUCGCUGGCGGUGAUCGGAGGCUUCGCGGGCGAGCCUCGCGUGGCGCAAGCGCUGAUGCGAAUGUAUGGGCGAUGUAAGAAAGUGAGCCGCGCGAGGAGGGUCUUCGAGGAGAUGGCGAGGCCGCGAGGGAAGUACCUGUGGAGCUCGCUCAUCCGGGCCUACGCGUUCGAUCGGACGCAGCGAGCGAAGAUCUUCCCGCUGUUCGAGGAGAUGAAGGGCGAUUGCAAGGCGAGGCCGACGCAAGAGACCGUCUUCACCAUGGCCAGCGCCGCGAGGAGCUUUGAGGAGGUGAAGAGCGUCCAUGCAUGGGUGGUGGAGAGGAAAUGCAAGCUGGGGCCGGUGCUGCGCGAGGUGCUGAUCGAGAGGUACAAGCGCUGCGAGAGCGUGGCGGAUGGGUGGGAGAAAUUCCGGCAAAUGCACGCGCGAUUCAAGCAGGGAUACUUCGCCUAG
Molecule: messenger RNA, 1308 nt
Organism: Selaginella moellendorffii
Lineage: Eukaryota; Viridiplantae; Streptophyta; Lycopodiopsida; Selaginellales; Selaginellaceae
Product: putative pentatricopeptide repeat-containing protein At3g01580
Exons: 1
Coding region: 1-1308 (435 amino acids)
Molecular function (GO): protein binding
Source: RefSeq, a predicted model, not a curated record